Molecule: messenger RNA, 2241 nt
Organism: Xenopus tropicalis (tropical clawed frog)
Lineage: Eukaryota; Metazoa; Chordata; Amphibia; Anura; Pipidae
Product: intercellular adhesion molecule 3
Exons: 4
Coding region: 291-1154 (287 amino acids)
Biological process (GO): cell-cell adhesion; cell adhesion; signal transduction
Cellular component (GO): plasma membrane; membrane
Molecular function (GO): integrin binding
Source: RefSeq, a predicted model, not a curated record
GCUGAAUUUAUAUAUAAAAGCGAAAGUGAAACCACUAAAACUGUUAGUUCUGUUAUACAAAAGAGCUCAGGAAAGCUGGGUAGGAUGAGGGAAGUGUAUAUGAAUGGAGGAAAUAACACAGUAUCACAGGGGUAUGAAUAGAAGAACAGAGCGGAAAGGGGAGGGUGACUCUGGGGAUGAAAAUAAAAAAGAGAAGAAAUUGAGCCGUAAGCAUAGAGUAAGCAAGCGCCCAUGUUACCAGCAGGCCAGACCCACCAUUCCUUUACUGCAGUGAUUAUUCACGUUGCUGAAUGGCCCUGGGGAUGCCCCGGCUCUCCCUUGUCACAUUCUGCAUGUUUGGGAUCUACUGUGCAGGGGCAUCGGAGGAGCCAUGCUAUGGGAACGUCGGGGACAGAGAGGUAUAUGCUCCAUAUGGAAGCUGGGCUCUGUUAAACUGCACCCACAACUGCACUAAAGUUGACUGGGAGACAAGAUUAAUACAGAAGAACAGAACUAAGGGACCUGGCUGGGUUUCUGUUGAAGUUAAAGUUGGAGGUUACGAUAUUUGGAGAGCAUCAGACAUAAGCUGCACUGUUCUAUCAGGCAGAGAAGCAGUUGAUAACUACAUCACAGUAAUCCCUUAUGAGAUUCCCCGUUUGGUGACGUUAGACAUGGAGGACAUGCUGGAAGAAGGGAAAUCAUACAAUGUCACCUGCACCGUACACGGAGUGGCACCUAUUCAGAACCUCAGGGUCACAAUGUUGAGAGGAAAAGAGGAGAUUUACAAUAAAACAUUUAAGGAUGACUCUCGUGUCGGCAACAUUACAGAACCAGUAACCUAUCAAAUCACAGCUGAGAGAAGUGACAACAUGGAGGACUUCUCCUGCCAGGCCACCCUUGCACUGGGCACAGCCAUUGGGAACGUUACAGUACCGUCAGCUAAUGUCCCGGUUAGAACAUUUGGUAACAAUACCUGCGGCAGAGAACAUACUGCGCUCAUAGUACUGAUUGUAUUGAUUGCAGCAGCAGCAGGGAUAGUAGCAGGGAAAAAAGUAUUUCUAUGGAAAAGGAAAGAAAAAUGUGCUUCUGACAAAGGGACACAGGAAAACACACCAGCACUACCCUUCAAUGGAAAACAGGCACAAGAACCAGUUGAAGAUGAAGAAGAAUAUUGAUCCAAAAUCGUGGAAAUUUUCAUAUAAAACCAGGCCUGUACUUAAGUUACAUAUAUAUAUAUAUAUCACACAAGAGACAGAAGGGGGCCAAGGAACAAAUGGUGGUAAAAGUCCUUAACAGUUGUGGUCUGUUGUAAUAAGGCCUUUGUAUGAAUGGGGUAUUUUGGAGAUCCAGGUGAAAUAAUAUAAUACUAAGGGGGUCUCAAGGACAUGAGUUAGGGGCCCCAACAGGUGAUAAAACAAAGUUAAGUUAGGUAAAAUCUUAGGAAUUUAUGGGUCCCUCCAUCUGUUAAAGAUCAUGCUUUAUGCAUACAUUUUACCUCUGAAUUUAUAAUGUUAUUGGUAUGUACUUUGUAUUAUAUGUUUAUGAGAUUAUUUAGCUUUAUAUUGUUAAUCAAUUAUUGAGUAUAUGUUUCUUUAAAUUAUUUCAAUACUGUUGUAAGGUCUGGGAUAUUUAAAGAGAUGUCAUCCAACAGUGACACCUUGUGGUGGUUACACCAAAGGACCUUCUCAUUUAAAGACAAAGGACUAAUUUCUCAUUGGUUCAGUAUCUCAUCAAAGGAAUUCCUCAACUAAAACUGUAUAAAAGACUGCUCCAAAAGUUUCAUUGUAGCUCAGCUCAACUCAUCUUCACUUCUUCUUCCCACCAGGGGCAGGACCUAAUGUUUUUCCUAAUCCAGUACCCAUGGGUAUAUCUGGGCACAGGUAAAUUGAUUGUCUACCUCCAAAGAUCAAACAUGGAGUAAUUUCUCUCUGUUUGCCCUGUUUAGCCCAAGAAAUAGGAGAAUCCAUAGAUUCAUGAUUAAAAAAAUAGGUAAAAAUAUGUUCAGCCCAAACCCUAUUCAUUGUAUCAUGUUGAACAAGGGGGUCACUUGUCUCCCUAGCAGCGGCCGUGUUUGGGGUGCAGCAGUGGGCAGUUGGGACUAUACCUGCCUUCCUUCUGAUGGCAUUGCGCUGUAUAACCAGCAGGGGGUGAGAGACACACAGUGACACCUUUGGGAAGUCUCUGCCUGUGAGCAUUUUGCUUACUCACAAUAAUACAAACUGUCAUAAUUAAAUAUACAAUAAAGCACCGUCUGCUGAUCAA